Messenger RNA from Myxocyprinus asiaticus (Chinese sucker), 5925 nucleotides. It is a transcript of the gene aspg, whose product is annotated as asparaginase homolog (S. cerevisiae). The record is from RefSeq and is a predicted model, not a curated record. The transcript is spliced from 16 exons. Gene Ontology annotation, molecular function: protein binding; asparaginase activity. Lineage: Eukaryota; Metazoa; Chordata; Actinopteri; Cypriniformes; Catostomidae. Gene Ontology annotation, biological process: amino acid metabolic process. Bases 73 to 2139 code for a protein of 688 amino acids.
CCGUUUAAACCAACGCGAUGUUCCUUUAAGAAACUGAGCUGGUUGGGAGGGGGUAGCUAAAGCCGGUCAGAUAUGGCGGAAUGGAAGCGCACUAUGUCGUUUCCGUCUUCAGCAAGCAUGACCUCGCUGGCUCGGGCUCUUUCCAAUAGCCGGUUAAAUCAGCUUGAUCAGUCCGAUGUGUUUCCGUUGCAGACAUCUAUCAGCCGGACCGCCAUGGGUCAGGGUCGCCGAAGGAGACUAUCGAGCAGCGCCAGUUUAGAGUCUGUGGAUAUCAGCCCCAGUGCCGAGGCGAGGGUCCUUGUCAUAAACACCGGCGGAACCAUCGGAAUGACGUAUCAGAAUAACGUUCUGUCUCCAGAACCAAAUGCUUUCGUCAAAACUCUACGCAAACUCCCCAUUCUGCACGAUGAGCAGUACGCACAACUUACACGGCUGUAUGACUAUUACAAGCCUCAGGAGAACACACUGGUGCUGCCACUGUCCAAACAGAACAAGAGGAUUGUGUAUACAGUCUUAGAAUACUCUCCCCUGCUUGACUCCUGCAAUAUGACCACAGAUGACUGGGCCAACAUUGGAAAAGACAUUGAGAAACAUUAUGAGGAAUAUGAUGGUUUUGUCGUCCUGCACGGAACAGACACUAUGGCUUACACUGCCUCUGCCUUAUCCUUCAUGUGUGAGAACCUGGGAAAACCUGUCAUCCUCACUGGCUCACAGGUGCCUAUCUAUGAGAUGAGGAAUGAUGGGAGGGAUAACCUCUUGGGGGCGCUGUUGAUAGCAGGACAGUUUGUUAUCCCUGAGGUUUGCCUCUAUUUUCAUCAUAAGCUGUACAGGGGCAACCGUGUCACCAAAGUGGAUGCUGGAAGCUUUAACGCAUUUACCUCACCAAACCUGCCGCCAUUAGCCAAUGCUGAAGUCGACAUUAAAAUUAACUGGGACACUGUGUGGCGAGCCAACACGACCGCCAAAUUCACUGUCAGCACACAACUGAACCGCAAUGUGGGUCUCCUGCGGCUCUUUCCAGGGAUCACUGCUGCUACAGUCAGAGCCUUCUUGCAGCCCCCUAUGGAGGGGAUCGUGUUGGAGACCUAUGGCAGUGGAAAUGCCCCUGACAACCGCGUUGACCUGCUGGAGGAGAUCCGGAAAGCGACAGAGAGAGGACUUCUCAUGAUCAACUGCACCCAGUGUCUCAGGGGCACGGUCACAACAUCAUAUGCCACUGGCAAGGCUCUGAGUGAUGCAGGUUUGGUUGCUGGGUGUGAUAUGACCCCAGAAGCUGCUCUUUCAAAACUGUCCUAUGUGCUGGCAAGAAAAAACCUCAGUACACUAGAGAAAAAGAAGAUGCUGAGCCGCAAUCUGCGUGGUGAGAUGAUAGCUGACCUGGACGGGGCCAAGCUUACUCUCAGCGACAGUCGAUUUAUUCAGGUUAUUGCCAAGUCCCUCAGCAUUAGCUGUAAAGAGGAGCUUGAAGCCAUUCGAGAUGCACUAACGCCCACGCUAGCCUGCGCUGCUGCUAAGAUCGGAGACAUUGAGGCAUUAGAGGCCAUAAGGGAAAUGGGCACUGACUUGAGCAUGGCUGAUUAUGAUGGCCGCACUUCACUACACAUCGCCGCAUGUGAAGGGCAUCUGAAAGUGGUGCAGUAUCUCCUGAGUCAGGGGGCCACCGUCUACGCCAAAGAUCGCUAUGGCGACACACCCCUUCGCAACGCUGUUCGCUUCAGGCAUAAGGAUGUAGUGAAGCUGCUAAGGAAAACUGGAGCUCACUUCUUCCGUGAUGAAAUGGAGGACGCUGGAACUGAGAUGUGCAGUCUUGCCGCAAGUGCAGACUUGGAGGGACUGGAAAUGUGGCACUUGGCUGGGGCCGAUUUAACCAUGUCAAGUUAUGAUGGACAGACGCCUAUUGAAGUGGCAAGAGCUGCUGGACAUGAGGAAGUUGUUGAUUUCCUACAACAGGCUCAAUACCGAACUCAGCAUCAGGCAGAUGAGGGUAAUGAGGUAAAAAAAAAAAUGUUUACAAGUCAUUUAACUGUAUGGCCGAAAACUAUGUGGACACCCAAACACCAAAACCAUAUGAGAUUGUUUAACGUUUCAUUUCAGAGCCAAGGGCAUGAAUGGGAGUUGGUCCUCCCUUUGCUGCUAUAACAGCUUCCACUCUUCUGAGAAAGCUUUUUACUAGAUGUUGGAGUAUGGCUAUUGGGAUUUGCUCCCAUUCAGACACAAGAGCAUCAGUGAGGUCAGGCACUGAUGUAAAGCUGUAAAGGCCUGGCUCAUAGUCGAUGUUCCAAUUCAUCCCAAAGGUGCUCAGUGGAGUUCAGGUCUGGGCUUUGUACAGGCCAGUCAAGUUCUUCCACACCAGACUUAUUAAAUCAAUUAUUUAUGGACCUCAAUUUGUGCACAGAAACAGACAAAAAAAAAAAACCUUCCCCAAACUGUUGCCACAAAGUCGGAAGCGUACAAUUCUCUUGAAUGUCAUUGUAUAUCGUAGCAUUAAGAUUUGUCUUCACUGGAAUUAAGAGACCUACCAAACUUGUUGGUGUCCACAUACUUUUGGCCAUAUAGUGUAUGUUUGUCAUCAUUUCGUGUUGUAAAAAAUCUUCAUCUUCCAUUUAAAACGGUUCAAAGUGAUGAGAAAAGGAAAUGUGAAUGUAUCAAUGGGGGAGAAAAAUCUAAAAAGUCUUCUUUAAGUCUGGCCUCAUGAUGAAAAUUGAUAAUAUAACACUUAUAUAACAAAUAAGUGGCCAGAAUGUACUGAUGUUUUUAGUGGAAGAAAUAUGUUUUUUGACAUAUUAUUUUUGUUUUAUAGGCCUAUAUACAACAUUAUUUAUAUACAGUUAUAUAUUAUAUAUAAUAUUUAUAUAUAGUUGUCAAAAGUUAACGCAUGCAAUUAAUAACAAAUUUUAAAUGCGUAUAUUUUUCUUAAUCGCGAUUAACGCAUUUACCAAUUUUCACAUAGAUUAUGACAUUUUAUUCAUCUCCCUGUGCGUUCUAAAUGCUGGUUGGAGUAGGGCAGAACGGUAUGGUUUGUAUGCAAUUCCGGACAUGGACACUGUCUGCCAUACUUUUCGUGUGAAAUUCAAAGCGGCCCCUGAUGACCUUGCGCAAAACGUGUGAAUUCCAUAUCCGAAGUGGAUAGCCACAGCCUGCCUUCUUUCAUCAUUUACUCAACUUUAUGCUGUUUUAAACUUAUAUGACUUUCUUUCUUCUGCGGAACACAAAUGAAGAUAUUUUGAUCAAAAUAUCGUAUUUUAUGUUCCGCAGUGAAAGUCAUACGAGUUUGAGAUGGGAUAUGGAUGAGUAAAUGAUAAGAGAAUUUUUAGGUGAACUAUUCUUUUAAGUGAAAUGUCUACCACUGUGCUAAAGUCACAUAAGCGACCAUUCUCAUGGAGUGUUCAUUCAUACAACAGUGCCAUUUUUGUGUCAUGAUUUGGUGCAUACUUCAGGUUAACAAAAAUUACAGUUAACAGUUUUAAGUUAACAACAAAAUCCCUCAUCUUUUUCUUGCAGUCAGUAUUUGAGGAGAAUGAGGAAGAGGUAAAUUGUGUUUUGAGCUGUGUUAUACACGGCAUACUUGAUGUUUAUCUGUUCUAAAGCAGUCGUAGUUUACCCUGAGCUGUGCUGUGAUUGGUGACUUGCAUGUUCCAACCAUGGUCAAACUGUAGUCCCUUGCUGAUCGCUUUUUUGUUCAUAAAUGAACAAGAAACUGGACUGGAGUGUGAACCGAAUUUAUCUGCUGCUGGAAUUGUGAUGCACUGCAUUUUUACUGAUGGACACAUUGAUCUGAACAGAACAAAGAGGAUUGUAAAGUUAAAACCUGUACAAUAAAUGUUGCUUUAAGCUUACACUUCAUAAGCUGGUAAUGCAAUCUGGACAUGCACAUUGCAUAACUGGCUUUAUUUUCUUAUCACAUUGCCGUGAAAUGGAUGCUAAAAAACAAGCAGACUUAAUAUUUUAGGAUUUAUUUGAUUUAUUUUCCUUUCUUUGGAGACAUUAAACUAUGAUGUCAAGCAAAGACAGGAAACAAGCUAAAACUUUUGCUUUAAGCAAUGCCGUAUGACAGGAACGGAUUAUGACUUGCAAAGGCCCUGGGGCCAGUUAUCUCCAAGGGCCCCCCUCCCCUCCCACCAUUUUUUUUACAUAGCAACUGGCCCAAAACUUGUUGAGGGGGGGUGGGGCGGUGGGGUUCGUUUUCAUUGUUGUUGGGUUUUCGAGCGGCAGGGCUCAGGGCCCCCCCGGGCAGUCAAGGGCCCCUGGGCACUGGCCCCAUUGGCCUGGUCGGUAAUCCAUCCCUGCCGUAUGAACAUAUACUUGGCUGUUAAAGCAUGAAUAUGACUGCUUUAAAGUGGAGUAAUGUAUUAAUAUAUAAUUAUAGUAUAUUGCAAGCUGCCCAAACGUUUUUGUAAAUUCAUGCUUUUUAUGCUGUGAUGAAAUAGCUGGUGCUUGUAAUAAAUAACCUCAAAACUGCAGCCUCUUUGACGUUUUAAGUGCAAAAGUGUGCAUACAGUACAUUUUUCUCUUAUUGUCUCUUCACUAGAAUGGCGAGUUUAUCGAGUUCACUGCUUGCCCAGCAAGAUCCUGAGGAGACCAUCCUACUUGCUGUCACUUCUUGCAAUUAUUCCUCUACUUUCUCAUUUUCAGCAAACCUCGAUUUUCUUUGCGAGCCCUUUAUAAAAGCACAAGCCGUAUUAUUUCUUUUUUUUAUUCUUUAGUCCAUCCCAACAGGUAACAAUCAGAUAUGAAUGUACUGUAAUGGUGACAGAAAAGGAUUCAUAAAUGCUAUAUCUGUAUAAGUACAGUAUUCAGGGAAUUUUACAGUAAAGUGUACUGUAACUACUGAUGUCAAAAAAAGAUGAUAACAUGUUGAUGUGUUUUAUGGAAUAGUGUGUUCAUUAGAAUAUGAUGUAUUUAUUGUUUACAUGCAGAAAUGCCCUUAUCUGACAAUCAGCCAACUGUAUGUAUAUACAGUUUACAGUCUGAAACUGAUCAGACUAAUGGAUGUUAUUUGUUCAUCCAAUGUUUUUUUUUUGUUGUUGUUUUUUUAUGUGUUAAGGCCUUUGCACACCAGAGGCGAUGCGAUAAUGCGAAACGAAAUGCCGAUGAAUGGCCCUUUCACAUUAAAAGCGAGGCGAAUGAUCGCCGUUAACACAUUCACAACUUUACAAUAGGUGGUGCUGAUCUACAAGCAAUUUUACCGCGGUGUUGUAGGUGGUGCAAAGCACCUCUAAGCUGGUCUUCCCUUCGCCCAUCAUAGAUGAGAACAUCACAGUGUGAAAGACAAACGAGUUCUCGAGCCAAUCGAAAAAAGAAAACUACAGCUGCAGCAGCGAUGAAGAGUUCGUUGUUUGGUUUGCUCAAUGAGAAAGUAAACCUUCAAGCCACUUUCACAAACUAUUUCAAUUCACCUGCAAGAACUCAUUUUCUUAAGGCAUAAUCUACAAUCACAUUUUCAUUAAACCGCACAGUGACGACUCUAAGACAUUACAGACAUUACAGCUUCAUUUUCUGUUAUAGCAUAAUUUUCUGUAAAGCUGCUUUGAAACGAUGUGUGUUGUGAAAAGCGCUUUACAAAUACAAAUGAUUUAACAAGCUGACUGAACAUGUACAGGCUUCACCACAGUCUGAGGGGUGAUUAGAAUGAAUAGAGUGUAAAUAUAAUAUUAACUUUAAAACAAAUGUUAUCAAUUGGAACAAUACUGAUAAUAUGCCUUUGCCACAUACAUAUAAGUGUUAUGUACAUUUGUUUUAAAUCACUGCGUAAUGCACACACAUGAUGUAAAAAGAAGUGUUAUUAAUUGGAACAUGAUUAUAUCUUAUUUUCAUGGACAUCUUACCUGUGUUAUUUACAUUUGUGCAAAAACCUGUAUGUUAUGAAUUAAAUGUGACAUCCAAGAGUCUGUAAAAUGUAUGCAAUAAAACCCAUCUUCAGUUGGA